AUGUUGUACAGUCACGUGACACUGCUAAUGCUUCGGGUCGUUGAUGUGAUUGCCAAAACAACGGUUUCAAAAGCAGCACGAAUGCUUGUAGCUGAGGUACCUGGAGAUGUGCAGAUUGGUGCAUUGUUUCCAUUGCAUUAUCAAAUCACAGGUACAGAAGGAUGCGGUAGAAUCUGGGAGCAGUACGGUAUACAACGAAUGGAAAUUGCUUUGAGUACGAUAGCAGAAUUAAAUACUUAUUUACCUUUUAAACUUGGCAUCACCAUCAGAGAUUCUUGCUGGACAGAACGUAUUGCCAUAGAACAAACAAUAGCAUUUCUACGAGAAGGUGUUAAUCAAUGUUCAUGUUGCACACCACCGACCUGCCAGAAGAAAAAUGGCCCGGUAGUAGCCAUUGUUGGUCCAGCUAAGAGUUCUAGCACAAUCGCAGUACAAAACUUAUUACAAGUUUUCCAUAUUCCACAAAUUGGUUAUAGUUCAACGACAUCUGACCUCUCUGAUAAAGAUCAGUUUCGAUAUUUUAUGCGUGUGGUACCAGCGGAUGCUUGGCAAGCUAAGCUAGUUGUUGCCAUGUUGGAAUAUUUCAAUUGGACUUAUGUUGCAGUUAUAUAUUCAGCUGGUAAUUAUGGAGAAAAAGGCUUUGAAGAGGUGGAAAGAACGAUCAACAAUAAUUUGGCCAGAAAUGUUUGCAUUGCUUAUUCAGAAAAAGUAAACAGCUUAGCAGAACCUGCCGAAUUUGAUAGAAUUUUGAAUUCAUUAAGAAGUCAAAAGUCAGUACCGCAAGUGGUCGUAUGCUUUUGCGAAGGUCGUACAAUGCAUGAAAUGUUCAAAGCUCAGCAACGUCUUCGACAACGGAACCCGAACAUGCGUGCAUUCCAAUGGAUUUGCAGCGAUGGUUGGAAUGACAGACUAGAUGUUGUUGAUGGCGUGGAACUUGAAGCUGCUGGGAGCUUCUCUAUAAGGAUUCAUUCUCCAUAUGUUGAGUGGUUCGAUCAGUAUUACUUUUCUCUGAAUCCCGAAAGUAAUACACAAAAUCCUUGGUUCCGAGAAUUUUGGCAAGAAAAAUUCAAUUGUCAGUUUUCAGUGGGUAACGAUGAUAAUGACACGAAAGUAUGCACUGGACAAGAAAGUCUCUCUCUUAAUUACAAACAGGAUGCAAAAUUAAGCCAAGUUGUUAAUUCAAUUCGCGUGAUCGGAUUAGCCUUGCAAGCGCUGUACAACGAUAGAUGCCAACAAAAUUUAACAGACUGCACAAAUAUGUUUGCGCUGAAUGGUACUUUACUUUUGAAGUAUAUGCUUAAUGUGACGUUUGUUGAUCAGUUCAAUCAAGAAAUGUAUUUCGAUGCAAAUGGAGAUCCACCCGCUUGGUAUGAUAUAUUAAACUAUGUUGGGGGUGAAGAAGGGUUCCGGAUGGUUGGUGAGUACCGAAAAAAACGACGUGGCAAAUAUCGUUUGAAAAUUAUUGAAAAUGACAUUAUGUUUUUUGACAGAUCGAAUCAGAUUCCAGAAUCUGUUUGUAGCAAAGCUUGUGAAAUUGGACAGCGACCAAGAGAAACAACAGCUUGUUGUUGGAUUUGUGAAGAUUGCUUAGCACAUCAAGUUGUCAAUUAUACGACACGCUUAUGCCAAAAUUGUACAUUGGGAUGGUGGCCAAAUUUAAAUCGAACAAGAAUUAUAAUAUGCUAUACAGUAUCAUUCGUAGUGCUUGCAACGCCAACAUUUACAAUCUGUUUUUUGACGCGUACAUUACCACCUGUUGCUUUUUCAAUGAUUUAUUCAGCGCUUCUUACAAAAACUAAUCGAAUCGCUCGGAUUUUGGCAGGUAGCAAAAAACGCAUACUCACGAAAAAGCCACGUUUUCUUAGCACUUCAUCGCAGGUGAUAAUGACGUGGAUUCUUGUUUUCAUCGAAUGCUUGAUAAUUGCUAUUGAUGUAUUGGAAGAAAUGCCUCAGGCUGGUUUCGACCCUUACUAUCAGCCUCAACGCAUGGUACUCAUCUGCUCAACAACGACCUUUGCCUUCAUGAUUCCAUUCUUCUGGAAUUUAUUUUUAAUCACAUUAUGUACGUUAUAUGCUAUUAAAACGAGAAACCUGCCUGAAAAUUUCAAUGAAGCAAAGUUUAUUGGUUUCACAAUGUAUUGUACAUUGGUGGUUUGGACAGCAUUCAUUGUUCUUCAUUUGGGUACUAUUAAUAAAGCAGUAACAAUGAGUUUUUCAUUUAGCCUUUCAGCUAGCAUUGCUUUAGUAUUACUAUUUUUUCCCAAACUUUAUAUCAUAUUAUUACGUCCCGAAAAAAAUGUUCGAGCAAAUUAUACUACUACAAAAAUGAUUCGAUGCCAUUUUGGAAGUUCACAAACAAAUGAAAGUAGCAAACAAGUGUUAGGAUGUAAAACUCAAUCAAAUCAACAUUCAAUAUCCAGAAGUAGUGAUGGAUCAUCACUGAUCAAACAUAGCUAUCAUACCAUGAAUAAGCCAGUAACUUAUAUCACUCAAAACACAUCAUCAUAUGAUGCAUCCACUCAGACGGAAACACUCAAAGUUUCAAAUAGAAUUGCUCGGACAUUUUCCAUAAUUAGUGGUGGUGUCACUACCACUGCUACUCGUCGUAGUACUAAACUUCAGGUUGAUGAUGAAGUUCGGCAACUUAUUGAAUCCUGUCGACGAUAUCAGGCAACAUAUUUUUGCUUUGAUUUGAAGGACGAGCGAUUACAAGGAUCAGUCAAGAAUUUGCUGCUAGAAGAUAAUGAAGAAGAAAAAGAAGAAGAGAAUGUGAGUAAAGUUGGCUCGUUAAUUGCAGAUUCUAUCGAGAAUUCUGUGCGUACUUUUUUGAGCACAGUCGCGAGAGAAGCCCUGCCUGAUUCUUCCUCAAUGCAACAAGAAACUUUGCUUGAAGAAAAGGACUUUGAACAGGUUUUGUGGUUAAAUUUCUAAUU
Messenger RNA from Thelazia callipaeda (thelaziosis nematode), 2933 nucleotides. The record is from the annotation of a GenBank genome assembly. NCBI's taxonomy places the organism in Eukaryota, Metazoa, Nematoda, Chromadorea, Rhabditida, Thelaziidae.